CUAAUGAUAGAAAAGAAUUCUGGAGUCGAUCAGAUAACCCAGCUGCUGACAAAGCUAAUUUGAAAAUGCUUUAUGAACUUGGAUGCUUAAAAGCUGAUUUAAAAGAUUCGGAGGGUUCGAAUAAUAUUAUUACUAAUCAUGAGCAUGAAGAUAUUUUCUGGAAUAGCUUUCGAAGUGCCUUAACAUCUAAUAAACGUGGGGGGAAUGGAAAAACACAAGCCUUAUCUAUUAUAGCAAACCAAUUUGAAUAUUUACUAUUACAUGAAAAACUUCAGGUAAGUAUGAAUGCGAUAAAUUUGGCACAGAAACAUUCUCGGUUAUAUAGACCUGGCGCACCACAAAUUAAAGGACCAAAGAAACGUAUUGAAAGAAUGGCUGAAAUUAAGGAAAAACAAUUUUUAGCAUUUUUUCAAGAUAAAAAUAAUGUUGCACAAAGUUCUUAUAAAAUCGACACAAAAACUGGAAUUCCUAUCUUAUAUAUGCAAGAUCAAAAACAAGCCCUAUAG
Molecule: messenger RNA, 506 nt
Organism: Racocetra persica
Lineage: Eukaryota; Fungi; Glomeromycota; Glomeromycetes; Diversisporales; Gigasporaceae
Source: the annotation of a GenBank genome assembly